ACGUUUCCCUCAAACAGGAGAGGCUGCAGACCGCUCCGACCCUGCGAAGCGAUCACAGGUCUUCUCUGCUGCUGUUCUCCGGAUCAGAUCACCUUCUAUUCACCACUGUCAGCGCGCAUAUUAUCGGCUUAGAUUAAAAAAAAAUAAUUUAAAAAAUCCCCGCUCCUUUCCUCAUCCCAGGGUUGUUUUAUAGGAGAACUUCCAGGGGAACCAUGCAAGUUUUCUUGGCAGUGAUUUUCGCCUAUGCAGUUUCGGCAUUCAAUACCACAGAGGAGAAGACUACAUGCCCACUUGGAUAUUUUCCCUGUGGCAAUCUGACAGUUUGCCUCCCGCAGCUCCUGCACUGCAACGGCAUAGAUGACUGUGGAAAUCAGGCUGAUGAGGAAAACUGUGGAGACAAUAAUGGAUGGCCCUUACUUUUUGACAAAUAUUUUGGCAUGCCGAGUUAUAACACCAGGACCAAGUCAAAUGUAUGCUUGCUGGGCCCCAUUCCUGAGCGCUGCCUGUGCCGAGAUCUGGAGCUGUACUGUGACCAUGCUCAGCUUGGAGAAAUCCCUGUUGUGGCAAUAAAUGUCACUGAGAUGUCUUUGCAAAAGAACAGACUUCAGAGACUGAAAGCAAAAGGAUUCUUCAUCUACCAAAGCCUUCAGAAGUUAUAUCUACAGCACAACAAUAUUCAAGAUGUGAGUCCCGAUGCUUUCAGAGGGCUUCAGAAUUUAACAAGGCUAUAUCUGAGCUACAACAAGAUAACAGUCUUGAUGCCUGGAGUGUUUAAGGAUCUACACAGACUGGAGUGGCUGAUUCUUGAAAACAACAAUAUCCAUCAGAUAUCUACCAUGACAUUUUCAGGGCUGAACUCUCUUGUUUUACUGGUUUUGUUGAACAACUCACUGACAAAGUUGGAUGACAUUUGUCGGGAAAUGCCCAGGCUAAACUGGCUAGACUUGGAGGGAAAUCUAAUUGAAAAGAUUGGAAAUGCCUCUUUCCGCUCAUGCACCAUGUUGACAGUUCUGGUGUUGCAGCGAAACAGGAUCAGCUAUAUACACGAACAGGCUUUCUCAGUCCUCCAAAAGCUCGGAGAACUGGAUCUGUCCAACAACAGACUGGUGGCCUUACCUCCCAAUCUGUUUGUCUUACUGGCGGAUUUACUCCAACUAAACAUUUCCUACAAUCCCAUCGCAGAACUUCAACUGGAUCACUUUGAUAAGUUACACAAGCUAAAGUCUUUGAGCAUAGAGGGGAUAGAAAUCGAUAAUAUACAGCGAAGGAUGUUUGAACCUCUCAGAUACUUGACUCACAUCUAUUUCAAGAAGUUCCAGUACUGCGGCUAUGCCCCUCACGUACGCAGCUGCAAGCCCAACACAGAUGGCAUCUCUUCUUUUGAGGACCUACUGGCCAACAUCGUCCUACGAGUCUUUGUCUGGGUUGUUUCUGCCACAACCUGCUUUGGCAACAUCUUCGUCAUCUGCAUGCGGUCGUACAUCCGCUCCGAGAACAAACUCCACGCCAUGUGUAUCAUUUCCCUCUGCUGUGCUGACGGGCUGAUGGGUAUUUAUCUCUUCAUGAUUGGUGCGUAUGACCUGAAGUUUCGCGGCGAGUACAAUCGCCAUGCUCAAGCCUGGAUGGACAGCACUCAAUGUCAGGUCAUCGGCUCUUUGGCUAUGCUGUCCACCGAGGUUUCCGUUCUGCUCCUCACAUAUCUCACCCUGGAGAAGUACAUCUGCAUCGUCUACCCUUUUCACUAUCUGACCCCCGGCUGGAGAAGAACCGUCAGUAUCCUGUUCGGGAUAUGGGUGUUUGGAUUUAUAGUUGCCUUUUUGCCUCUGGCCUGCAAGGGUUUAUUUCGUAACUUCUAUGGAACCAACGGGGUCUGCUUCCCUCUGCACUCUGAGCAGCCAGAAACACCCUGGGCUCAUGUUUACUCCAUUGUUAUUUUUCUCGGUCUCAACUUGGUGGCGUUCCUUAUAAUUGUCUUCUCCUAUGCAAGCAUGUUCUAUAACAUCCAGAGGACAGGCACUCAGACAACCAUGUACAGCAACCAUAUCAAAAAAGAGGUGACCAUCGCCAAGCGGUUCUUCUCCAUCGUAAUUACUGACUCUCUUUGCUGGAUCCCCAUUUUCAUCCUUAAGAUUCUGUCUCUGCUGCAACUUGAGAUUCCUGGUACGAUCUGUUCUUGGGUGGUCAUCUUUAUUCUCCCCAUCAACAGCGCCCUGAACCCCAUCCUCUACACCCUUACUACGCGGCCUUUUAAAGAAACAAUCCUUCAGGUGUGGGCUAACUAUAGACAGAAAAGGCCUCUGCUCAGCGGUCAUCCACCACAUCAUCCAUCACUCACUUGGCAGGAAAUGUGGCCCCUCCAAGAGAACAGUCACGCAGUCUCCGUGGGUUGUCCACUGGAGCCGACAGACACGGCAGCUAAGCUCACCCCUGUAGAGAAUCCAGAUGAGGGAUACAAUGACUUUAAUGCGAGCACAAAGCAGCUGAAACAGCACGCUGUGUUGUCGGUGUGCUCACAGAAUAAGACGGUACCCCAUACUCUCACGCAUAUUCACACGUUCACACAAACAAACGACCUCCUCUGAGAGUCUAAGAAUAGAGCUGCAUUGAUCUGUUUGUAUUUGGGCAUAAAUCACCUCAAUCACUGAAAUCUUUCAGGUUCAUUUGCCUAAACUCAUAUUUAUCCUCUUAAUAAAAAGGGAACCCCGCAAUCAGUGCCCACAUUUCUUAUUGAAAGUCAAAAAUGUGUCUGUACUUUUCAUUGUUUAGAAGUAAACAUAAACUUAAAGUGUAACAACCAUUUGUCAUUCAUUCACAUUUCUCCAGAAAUAACCAAUAAUUUAAAGAUGAAGACUUACAGCAUGGGUAUUACAAGGAUUUCUACUGCUUUAAAAGACCUAAGAUAAUAUAAGCUCCAGACACUAGAAUGUGAUUUUAAAGUUUAUUUAUCGCUGAAGUUUAAUUCAAUAUAGGAAAAUUUGUGUUUUUCUUUAAGGAUUUUAAUAAUUAUAGCCUACAGCUAAUGGUCAUCUUGAUUAAUGUUUCUCGUAAAAUUAAAAUAUGACUAAAAGGUUAAAGAAAUAAGGAUUUUUAUACAGGAAUAUUAUUUUCUAAAAAAAAUCAUGAACAAGCUUACAGCUUUGACAGGUCCCCAGCACUUAUGACACCUUAUGACUGAAGAAGGAUAAACCACAUAGGGUUACUGCUAAUAAAGCUGCCUGUCCCUAAGCCCUAAGCAGAUCAUUGCAAAAGGAGUCUGAGCCAAGUAUUUAGGGUAAAAACUUUACAGCAUCUGGACUUACUAUUCAGUGGGGCCAAUUCAUGAAAACAUGAAGGGCUUUGAUAAAGAAAGGAUUAUGGAAGCACCUGAAACAACUGAGGUGUGAGGGUUAGUUUCAUAUUAGUUGCUUCCCAACAACUACCCAUUAUUCCCCAGAGUUGUUCUAAAAGUUCUAUUAUUUUAGAGGAAAUGGAGAGAAAUGUAGAGCUUGUUUCAGCAGCUGUAGCAGUCAUUAAAACGUACUACAAAUAAAAGGAGUGACUGAUUCUGAUGCCAGUGAUGCAUGAGUGUAGGUGUAAUGGCUUAAAGGCUUCAGAGAAACGUUUCUGUCUAUUGUCGCGUGCUUUGCUUUAAAAAACAGAUUAGUGAUUCAGAACUAGAUCCAUUUCCCACUGUAGCCUCUGGCUCUGGUGGCGGAGCUUUUGUUGACUACGGGAGCAUACAAAGAGUGAAUAGAGAGACGUGAACCAGAAUAAUUAGGCUGUUAAGAUCUUUUCUUUUUCUUUACCUACUUUUAAUGGUUUUUAAUACAUAGAAGGGAACAAAGGUAAGCAUAAUAGUAGAAAUAACACACCUAAAUAAUUUGUUCACGUCUUAUGAAUGUUAUGGUUGUCUUUUUUUAGGACUUUCUUUUUUUAUCUGAAUGAGGAAGAUAGAAUUAAAUGAAAAAAUAUAUGACGGGUUAAACAAUCUGAGUGGAACCAAGUGUUCGGAUUUUUCAUGCACAUAUAUUCAUUUCAUUUACUGUAUGGCUCCAUAGACGAGUGAGGAACCCAUUCUCAACAUCAAAACUGGACCAUUGAGCAAUAGAAGAUGUUUUCGCU
Molecule: messenger RNA, 4101 nt
Organism: Cyprinodon tularosa
Lineage: Eukaryota; Metazoa; Chordata; Actinopteri; Cyprinodontiformes; Cyprinodontidae
Gene: rxfp1
Product: relaxin family peptide receptor 1
Exons: 18
Coding region: 213-2582 (789 amino acids)
Biological process (GO): G protein-coupled receptor signaling pathway
Cellular component (GO): membrane
Molecular function (GO): G protein-coupled receptor activity; protein binding
Source: RefSeq, a predicted model, not a curated record